GGGCGACGCCCUUCUUCCGACGGCGUCGUCGGGGUUCAUAUACUAGUACACGGAUCACCUCAUUUUUCAAUAACGACUCUCGUGUACACAUCGCAUUAUUGAAAACCAUGGGCUGCACUGAAUCGACCACUGCAGCCACGGCGGAGCCUCAACAGCCUGAAACCACCACGGCGAAGCCUCAACAGCCUGAAGCCACCACAGCGUCGGGUGCGCCCGACCAACCCGCCGCUGCUGUCGUCGCUGUACCCACUACUACUACUACCGGUACCGUUGCUGAAACCGAAGAAAUGAAUACCCCCAGCAAGUGCAUGUAG
Aphanomyces astaci is the source of this 314-nucleotide messenger RNA. RefSeq lists its product as hypothetical. Bases 108 to 314 code for a protein of 68 amino acids. The transcript has 2 exons. Lineage: Eukaryota; Oomycota; Saprolegniomycetes; Saprolegniales; Verrucalvaceae. The record is from RefSeq and is a predicted model, not a curated record.